Messenger RNA from Vairimorpha ceranae, 324 nucleotides. RefSeq lists its product as hypothetical. NCBI's taxonomy places the organism in Eukaryota, Fungi, Microsporidia, Nosematidae. The coding region runs from base 1 to 324 and encodes 107 amino acids. The transcript has a single exon. The record is from RefSeq and is a predicted model, not a curated record.
AUGCUACAAGGGCCUCGUUUAGUAGGAAGAUAUAUGAAUCCCCGUAAGAACUUUACAGAGAUCCGACAACUGGUAGUACGCUAUCAGACCGGAGUUUCAAUGGAUCUUGUGUUCGGAUAUAGUGGUAUGUGUCUAAUGACCGUGAUGAACUUGCGCCAUCCCAGGCGAAAUGCUAGAGCUUCACUAGCUUGCUACGACCUUCCCAGGCGAUUCUUCAUAUGUAAUCUCUUACUAAAGGUCUCCGAAUACGACCUGCAAAUGCUUCCACAUCUACGGCAAUUGUCAUGCCAACCCAAAGAUGUUAUGCCUAUUCUACAUCUUUAA